Manduca sexta (tobacco hornworm) is the source of this 1146-nucleotide messenger RNA. RefSeq names its product aldo-keto reductase AKR2E4. The transcript is spliced from 8 exons. Bases 153 to 1046 code for a protein of 297 amino acids. Gene Ontology annotation, cellular component: cytosol. Gene Ontology annotation, molecular function: aldose reductase (NADPH) activity. Lineage: Eukaryota; Metazoa; Arthropoda; Insecta; Lepidoptera; Sphingidae. The record is from RefSeq and is a predicted model, not a curated record.
ACUGCUGAGUGUCGUUUACUGUUAACUUUCGACGUUCAAUUAAUGAGAAAAGUGAAAAUUGACCAGUAAAGUUCAACGAUCAAUUUGGGAGUAAUUAAUUUUGACAGUGGCGUUGCAAAGUUGGUUUCUAUUUGGGUUUCUUCAAGAGUAUAAUGUCAGUUACAACAAAGGAAUCAAGCGCGGAGACAGCACCUACGAUCGCUCUAAACGAUGGGUACAACAUUCCUUUAUUAGGAUUGGGGACUUAUGGCUCAAGAAAAGAUAUUGCUAAAAUGCGUGAGGCGGUGUACUGGGCAAUCGAAGCUGGGUACAGACAUAUCGACACCGCUGCCCUAUACAACAAUGAACGAGAGAUCGGCCAGGGCAUAGCCGACGCGAUCAACAAAGGGCUUGUGAAGAGGGAAGAUCUCUUUAUUACUACUAAGUUAUGGAACGACAAACACGGUAAGGACCAAGUGGUGACAGCAGCGAAGGCUUCGUUGGAGAAGUUGGGUUUGGACUACGUCGAUUUGUACCUUAUUCAUUCCACUCAAGCGGAGAAAGACGAUGGAUCCCCUGCCGAUAUUGAUAUCACAGAGACCUGGCUUGCCAUGAUUGAAGUUAGGAAACAAGGAUUGGCAAGAUCCAUUGGAGUGUCUAAUUUCAAGACUGAGCAUUUGGAUAAAAUCAUUUCAAAUUCGUCCGUUUAUCCGGCGGUUAAUCAGGUUGAGAUCCAUCCUUGGCUGACCCAAGAGCAAUUGGUUGCCGAUUGCCAUGGACGCGGUAUUGCUGUCACAGCGUACAGCCCCUUCGGGUUUUUGGUAAAGAGAGGUGGAAGCAACAAGAAUGAAGAUUCCACUCUGGUAUCUAUUGCGGAAAAGUACGGCAAGUCUACUAAUCAAGUGGUGCUGCGGUAUUUGAUCGAUAGGCACCUAAUACCCAUACCAAAGUCUACGAACAAGCAGCGCAUUGCCGAAAACAUGGACGUUUUUGACUUCAGACUGACUGACGAGGACAUCUCCGCUAUCAACAAACUGAACAAGAAUAAGAGCAUAUUUGAUGAUUAGAAGCUGAAAUGGAGUAUUGAGGAGAACGGGGAAGAAUCGUUAAAAGUGCGUUAUUGUAGAAUAAUUUUAUUUUAUAAGAAAUAUACGAAUUAAAAUAUAA